AUGGGUCUUAAUUCAUCAAUGACUGACAUAAUAAUCUAUCACUUUUUCUCUCCUUGUUCUCGGACAGAAGAGGACGCAGAGGGACGAAAGAAGAAACCCCGGAGAAACAGAACCACCUUCACCUCGGUGCAGCUGACGGCGCUGGAGAAGGUCUUCGAGAGGACCCACUACCCUGACGCCUUCGUCAGGGAGGAACUGGCCAAGCGUACUAACCUCAGCGAGGCUCGAGUCCAGGUUUGGUUCCAGAACAGGAGAGCCAAGUUCAGACGGAACGAGCGGAGUGUCUUGGCCCAACGAUCCUCAUACAAGCCAUCCAACACUACUCCCACUGUUGCUUCCCCCACGGGGCCCGUGGAGCAGCCUCUAGCUCCCAGACCCUCAGGAAGCAGCAGCAUGGGUAUGUGUGAUUAUGGUGGCUAUGGCAGCAUGGGUGUGGGCGUGGGGGCGUGGAAGGGGUCCGGCGGAGGUGUGGGAAGUGCCACUCCUCCGUACCUCUCUCAUUUCACCCCCACUAGCUCCCCAACCCCAAUGUGCACUUCUCUACCUCCAGGGCUGAGUGGGACCUAUGGUGGGGGAGUAGGUGGGGCAGGCCAAAUGGGAGGAGCAUACAUGGGUUCCUCACUGGCUAACCUACGUCUGCGUGCCCACGAGUACUCCCUCCACCAGGGGCAAGUGUGAUCCCCUUUCUCCGUCCUAAUUCCAUCCUUACUAUAUAUAGUGACAGUGUGUAUGGUGCCAAAUAAACUGGAAGCUGUGCAGUUUCUAGUGGCAGGUAUAAUGAGAAAGAACUUUUGUGUUCCUUAGAGUGGCAUUGGAGGCAACAGAGGAGUCAGAAGUCUUAAUGUGUGAGCAACACCACAUAAGACAUCUGUCUUGGAUACAUCUCUUCUUUGACCAUUACAUCAUUAAUGAUCUUGGCAAAGUCAUCUGCAACUACAUAUAUAUAUUUAAAUACAUUGAAGACAGCCAGAAUUUUCAUCGCAAGAAAAAAAUAUUGUAUACUGUAUGUAAAUGCUGAUGGCUGUGUUCCUGGCUAAUCAAAGAAUUGCAUCUAAACAAGAGCACAGCACCAUUUUCCAAUCAGUGGGCUAUCUCCCCAACUAUUGAGUGCUGAAAUAUAUGAAGUGAUCGAAUUGUGCUCAAAGUUAUUUAAUGACUUUUCACAAGUCGCUCAUGACAACGACAUAUCAGAGGUAAUUUAAUAAGUAAGAGUUGUGUGGCAAGACACUAAGACAAAACAACUUGCAGAUGAGAAGCUGAAGGUAAUCUUUGGCUCUAGCCCUAUGAAGAGUUGAAAAUGGGCAUUACUCUCCUGAUGCAGUAUUGAAUAAAGUGAAUCCAAUAAUUUAUCAAACUGGUCACCUAUUACAGUUCGAAUGUGAUGCAAAUUAGACAUUCACAGUGUUCAUAGUGGAAAAAAUGGUAUUACACACCUGUAUAGCAACUCAUUAUGGUUUGAAAAUUUAAAAUGUAUCUUGUAAAUAUGGACAUAAUUUUUAAUACAGGAUAUCUCAGGCGGUUCUCUGGUCCCUUCUUUAAUGUGAUACAAACAGCACCUGAAGCUACCAUACUUUACUUCCAAGAUUGAUGCAAACAGAUUUUCAACAUUCACACAGUUAAAUGCCUUAUAAACAUUCACUAGUACAUAGUGCUGGACAGCUUUCAUAGGAAUAGUCUUAAAUUCACAUGUGGGGACAGGUUCCUAGGCCCUGCUUCAGUGGAUGGUAAAGCUGUGAACAAAUCCUUGACUGUGAAGGGCUCAGUCCUUGCUUCAAGGGUAACAACUGCAUGAUUGUUUAAUCUCCAUCUUCAAGGUCAUUUAAAGGAAGUUCUGUGCUUUCAUAGAUACCAUCAUCAAACUCAAUAAUAUUGACAAAGCAAUCUACACUGUUUUUGUCUCCAGAAAAAAUCACGUCUUGAAAUUUAGCUGAUAUGUAUCUUAAACAUCAUGUACUUAACUAUAUGGUAUGCAUAUGGUGGGCUUCAGGUGCAUCAUGCAUAAUUGUGAGCGAGUGCAAAAGACCCUUUAGUGAACGAUUAUCAUUCACACCCUUCCCACAUGUGAACCACAGUUAAGUACCUUGUUUACUGCCUUGGCAAGUCACUGCUAGAGUGAAUCAGUACUUUGUUUACUGCCUUGGCGAGUCAUUGCUAGGGUGACUGACUCAUUACAUUACCAUCAGUCAGGUCAGUCACUCAAGCGAGACACUGCUGUCUGACUGACUCACUGUGGGUAUAACACAGUUUACGGUAGUUUUUUACAUGAGCAGCUUAAUGUAUCAUUAGUAUGUCAGAAUCAAAAUGUAUAUGUAAAAUAUUUU
Molecule: messenger RNA, 2321 nt
Organism: Cherax quadricarinatus
Lineage: Eukaryota; Metazoa; Arthropoda; Malacostraca; Decapoda; Parastacidae
Product: retinal homeobox protein Rx2-like
Biological process (GO): regulation of transcription by RNA polymerase II
Cellular component (GO): nucleus
Molecular function (GO): DNA-binding transcription factor activity, RNA polymerase II-specific; RNA polymerase II cis-regulatory region sequence-specific DNA binding
Source: RefSeq, a predicted model, not a curated record